Messenger RNA from Bradysia coprophila, 1403 nucleotides. Its product is annotated as mitogen-activated protein kinase p38b-like. Gene Ontology annotation, molecular function: ATP binding; MAP kinase activity. Lineage: Eukaryota; Metazoa; Arthropoda; Insecta; Diptera; Sciaridae. Gene Ontology annotation, biological process: protein phosphorylation. The record is from RefSeq and is a predicted model, not a curated record.
CUCGUAGUGUAUAUAUCGGGCAAUAUUGCGUGUGUCUUAUGUCAAUUUCUUUAUAAUAUUUGUGUGAUUUUCUACUUAUUUUAUCAGCAAGAGUUAUUUUAUUAUCUUGGCUCAGUUGUUUCUUCUUCUUUUUUUUCUAAGUUAAGCAUUCACAAAAACACCAACUACUUAAUCAAAUAUCUCUGUUUCCAUCAUGCCGAAAUUUUACAAGGCAGAAAUAAACAAAACGGAAUGGGAAGUACCUGAAAGAUAUCAAAUGUUAACUCCGGUUGGUUCAGGAGCAUACGGAAUGGUUUGCUCAGCCGUAGACACAGUCAAUAACAUCAAAGUGGCGAUAAAAAAAUUGGCCAGACCAUUUCAAUCAGCUGUUCAUGCAAAACGCACAUACCGUGAAAUCCGGUUGCUAAAGCACAUGAAUCACGAAAAUGUUAUCGGACUGUUGGACGUUUUCAAUCCGGCUGGAAUGUCAUUAGAUUCCUUUCAACAAGUGUAUCUGUGCACGCAUUUAAUGGGUGCCGAUUUGAACAAUAUCAUUCGGACGCAACGUCUAUCGGAUGAUCAUGUACAAUUUUUGGUUUAUCAAAUCUUGAGAGGCCUUAAAUAUAUCCACAGUGCUGGCAUCAUUCACAGAGAUCUUAAACCGUCCAACAUUGCAGUCAACGAAGAUUGUGAAUUGAAAAUUUUAGAUUUUGGACUCGCUCGUCCAACUGAAAACGAAAUGACCGGAUAUGUGGCCACGCGUUGGUACCGAGCUCCAGAAAUUAUGCUCAAUUGGAUGCAUUACAAUCAAACCGUCGAUAUUUGGUCGGUCGGAUGUAUCAUGGCCGAACUACUAACAGGCAGGACACUGUUUCCGGGCACCGAUCAUAUCCAUCAAUUAAAUUUGAUAAUGGAAGUGUUGGGGACACCACCUGAUGAUUUUAUGCUCAAAAUAUCAUCAGAAAGUGCUCGGAAUUACAUCAAAUCGCUGCCGACCAUGAAGAAACGUGACUUCCGCGAGGUAUUCCGUGGUGCAAAUCCGUCCGCCAUCGAUUUGUUGGAGAAAAUGUUGGAAUUGGAUUCGGAGAAACGAAUCACCGCCGAACAGGCUUUGGCUCAUUGUUAUUUGGAAAAAUACGCUGAUCCCAACGACGAACCGGUGUCGGCUCCAUACGAUCAAAGCUUUGAAGACAUGGAUUUGUCGGUGGACAAAUGGAGAGAACUUGUCUUCAAGGAAGUAUUCAGCUUCGUGCCGCACAAGUUACAUAACGUUUCCGAGCAGCAAUCAUAAUUAUUAAGUUUAACUUAAUGUUUAAAAAACAACCGUAAGAUAUAAGGAACCAUUGCAAUUACUAAAACACAAAAUGGUAGAAUGGAAUUAUAGAAAGUUAAAUAAAAGAAAAGUUAUUUUUGAAUCAAAAAAA